AUGGUAACUUACCAUGGACUAGCCGAUGGUCUCGUCCCCACCAAAGGUACCGAGGAUUACUACAAUCGCGUCAAGACCACCACUCCAAAUAUUGAAGACUUCUCCCGCUACUUCGAGGUACCGGGUCUUGCGCACUGUUCCGGUGGCAGUGGAGGCCAGCCGACUUCGACGUUCCAAGCACUCGUUGACUGGGUGGGAAGUGGCAUUGUGCCCAAGACACUACCAAUUGGCUUCAACGACACGAGGGGCACGCAGUACGAGAGGAUACUCUGCCCGUACCCUGAAAAAGCACGGCUGAAAAAUUGA
Molecule: messenger RNA, 306 nt
Organism: Ascochyta rabiei
Lineage: Eukaryota; Fungi; Ascomycota; Dothideomycetes; Pleosporales; Didymellaceae
Exons: 2
Coding region: 1-306 (101 amino acids)
Source: RefSeq, a predicted model, not a curated record